Molecule: messenger RNA, 1265 nt
Organism: Phaedon cochleariae (mustard beetle)
Lineage: Eukaryota; Metazoa; Arthropoda; Insecta; Coleoptera; Chrysomelidae
Source: the annotation of a GenBank genome assembly
CAAAUUCAUGAACUUGAGGUUAAAUAACAAAUUUGUUUGUUUAUUAACAAUUAUUUUACAUAAAUGCUCAUUUCUGAAUGUUACAAUGAUUUAGCUCGUGCCAUAAAUGAAAACAACCAAUAUGCAUUGCCUCAAAACAAUUUUAUUCAACAAAACUCAUAAUGCAAGUCUAUGGAAAGUAAUCAAUCAUCUCACGUUUUCUACUACAACUGUCUCCCAGAAAAUAGAUUCAUUGAACAUUUUUGAUCGUAAUACCAAAAGUCUUCAAAGGGAAAGAGCUGCGACAGCUGAAGAUGUGAAUCUCUAUGAUUACUUGAAAGAUGAGAUUGGUUUUCGACUUGCAGAUCGAAUAUUUGACAUUAAAAGAAAGUUCAAAGUAGCAGCAGACAUAGGAUGUCAUCGUGGAUAUGUAUCAAAACAUAUUUCCCCUGAAUCAGUUGAAGAACUUAUACUGUGUGAUGUUAGUCUCACAAAUUUAAAUUCAGCUCCAGUCAUGGAUGGUAUUAGAAUAAGGAAGCAAAUCCUGGAUGAAGAGCAUAUAGAGUUUGAACCCAAUUCUUUAGAUCUAGUUGUUUCUUGUUUGAGCCUCCACUGGGUGAAUGACCUACCAAAUGCUUUCAAGCAAAUACUUGACUGCUUGAAAGAAGAUGGGGUUCUUCUAGCAGCUGUAUUUGGGGGAGACACACUAUAUGAGCUUAGAUCAUCCCUACAAUUGGCAGAAUUAGAAAGACGUGGUGGUCUGUCUCCUCAUAUCUCACCUUUCACUGAAGUGAGGGAUAUUGGAAGUUUGUUGACUAGAGCUGGAUUCACUAUGUUGACCAUUGAUACUGAUGAAAUUGUGGUAAAUUAUCCUUCAAUAUUUGAGCUCAUGUGGGAUUUAAAAGGAAUGGCCGAAAGUAAUGCUGCCUUGAAUAGAUCACUUCACUUGCAUCGUGAUACUCAGUUUGCUGCAGGGGCUAUAUAUAAACAACUGUAUGGAAUAACAGAUCCAGAAACUGGCAAUGUUACAGUACCAGCUACAUUUCAGAUUAUCAAUAUGUUAGGUUGGAAACCACAUCCAAAGCAGCCUAAACCUAUUGAAAGAGGUUCUGGAGAAGUUUCCCUCAAAGAUUUAUAUAGGUUGGAUGAAAUUGUCAAGGAGGUGAAGACAGUAAAAACUGAUGAUGAGAAGAACUGAUGGUUAUUAUUAUUAUUCAUAGUCUAUUAUUCUGAUUUAUGAGGUGAUGAAAGAAUGGUUAAUUAUUUUUAAUAAAUGAUAUUUCCUA